AUGUCGUGGGGAGGUCGUUGCGGUCGUCAAGUCAUAACAGUGAACGAAAGGAAUUCAGUCAAGAGUCAAGCUUUGCAGGCAAACGACGGCUACAGCGUGGGAAUGAAGGGGUUAGUAGAACAAGGAGUGUGCAUGCGCGGUUGUAGAAGUCGUGAGCAGUUGGCCAAGCCUGGCUCGGAUUUGCCGGUGAGCUUGGUGGGCACCGAGGAGUCAGGACGAUGA
Molecule: messenger RNA, 222 nt
Organism: Ustilaginoidea virens
Lineage: Eukaryota; Fungi; Ascomycota; Sordariomycetes; Hypocreales; Clavicipitaceae
Exons: 2
Coding region: 1-222 (73 amino acids)
Source: RefSeq, a predicted model, not a curated record